Molecule: messenger RNA, 1044 nt
Organism: Symbiodinium sp. CCMP2592
Lineage: Eukaryota; Dinophyceae; Suessiales; Symbiodiniaceae
Source: the annotation of a GenBank genome assembly
AUGAAGCGGCCGAUUUUCACGGGCCCUGGCAGCCUCAAAAGGCAAAAGAAGCCGGAGCCGGCGGACGGGGCGUCGCAAUCUACGAGGGCCCCACUUUCCCAAGAGGCGAUGCCGUCCCAAGACACCGAGCCGGAGACUUCGGCAAUGCAUGCGGAGCCGAAGCAUGAGUGUGUCACAUCAAGUUCAGGGGUCUCAGCCGCUUCACUAGUGGCAUUUUCACCGGCACCAAGUUCUUCCAAGUCUUCGCGGCCCAGGUUCUUGUUUGAAAUCUACGGCGCAGACUGUAAACCUGAAGAGGCCGAAGAGGUGUUUCACGAAGAGGCCGAGGUGAAAGAUGAAGAGGCCGAAGAGGUGAAACACGAAGAGGCCGAAGAGGUGUUCCACGAAGAGGCCGAAGAAUUGAAACACGAAGAGGCGGGAGUGGAAGGCGAAGCCUUGGAGGCCACAGUUGAAGACUGGCACCAAUUACCUCCGGUCAUCCGGCCGGUAGAGGAUACCCUGGAGAAUGUCAUUGAAGGCAUCAAGACUGGGAGGCUCGCAGCACUGGCCAAGACGAUGGAAGACCAGAUUGGCUUUACGGACUCAGCAUGGAAGAGCCUAGCUCCAAGGAACGCUGUUCAGGCUUUUCUGGGACGGUACACACACGCACGUAAUCCUGUGUACCACUUCGAGUACUUCACGGAUGACAACAUCAACUUUCUGGUCGAGCUAAUCACGCCUGCUUUCUUUGGACGGCGCUACGGAGGUUAUGUACCAGCUGAGAAGCACGUGGCCGAGACUUAUGCCUGUCUAGCAUUCAAAAACGACAUCGCCGUUGACAGAGCAAGGAAAAAGCUUUUGCCUCCGCUACAAAAGGUUCGAAACCAUUGCAUGCUGAGCAGGGGCCAGAAGGAGGAGCUUAGAAACAGAGGCUUUAAUCCAGAUGUCGUUCAAAACGACAUCUACAUGCUUGUGUACAGCGGGUUCAGACCACUCGGCUGUAAUACGGCGUUCUGGGACGGUAACGUCUCCGAACCACCGAUGAUAGGCAAGACGCCUGAGUGA